UUUUGUCUCCCUGCUUCCAGGAUAAUUAAAAGAGAAACCUGUAAAGGCAACACUCCUGUGAGCGAAUUUGUGCUGCAACGUGCUGGUCUACAGAACUAAAGAAAGGAGUUAUCCAGCUAAGGCAGGUCCUAGAGGAAAACUGAAGACACCAGACCCGCUUCAAGAGAGAAACACGAGUACGCAUAAUCACAAGGCAGUGGCUUCACAGAGAACUCUGCCGUCUCAGAAUUUGACGAUAUAGGAGCGCCUGGUCUCAGAGAGACAACCACAGAGUUAGCGGGAAAUCUACCAAGUAACGGCACAGCCAACAAGAUGAACGGCGCUUUGGAUCACUCAGACCAACCAGACCCAGAUGCCAUUAAGAUGUUUGUCGGACAAAUCCCCCGGUCCUGGUCGGAAAAGGAGCUGAAAGAACUUUUUGAGCCUUACGGAGCCGUCUACCAGAUCAACGUCCUCCGGGACCGGAGUCAGAACCCUCCCCAGAGUAAAGGUUGUUGUUUCGUAACAUUUUAUACAAGAAAAGCUGCACUUGAGGCCCAGAAUGCACUGCACAAUAUUAAAACUUUACCUGGGAUGCAUCAUCCCAUUCAGAUGAAACCUGCCGAUAGUGAAAAGUCAAACGCCGUGGAAGACCGAAAAUUGUUCAUAGGAAUGGUUUCGAAGAAAUGUAAUGAGAAUGAUAUCAGGGUGAUGUUUUCUCCAUUUGGCCAGAUAGAAGAAUGCCGGAUUCUCCGGGGACCCGACGGGCUGAGUCGAGGCUGUGCGUUUGUCACAUUUUCUACAAGGGCAAUGGCACAGAAUGCAAUCAAAGCCAUGCAUCAGUCUCAGACCAUGGAGGGCUGCUCCUCACCCAUCGUAGUCAAGUUCGCGGACACUCAGAAGGACAAAGAGCAAAGGCGCCUCCAGCAGCAGCUGGCGCAGCAGAUGCAACAGCUCAACACUGCCACCUGGGGGAACCUGACGGGCCUGGGCGGACUCACCCCGCAGUACCUGGCGCUCCUGCAGCAGGCCACCUCCUCCAGCAACCUGGGUGCGUUCAGUGGCAUUCAGCAGAUGGCUGGCAUGAAUGCUCUGCAGCUACAGAACCUGGCGACGCUGGCAGCCGCCGCGGCCGCGGCCCAGACCUCAGCCACCACCACCAAUGCAAACCCUCUGUCCACCACGAGCAGCGCCCUGGGAGCCCUCACAAGUCCGGUGGCUGCUUCAACCCCCAACUCCAGUGCUGGUGCGGCCAUGAAUUCUCUGACCUCUCUUGGGACUCUGCAAGGGCUGGCGGGAGCCACUGUCGGACUGAAUAAUAUUAAUGCGCUAGCAGUUGCUCAAAUGCUCUCAGGUAUGGCGGCUCUGAACGGAGGACUUGGCGCCACGGGCUUGACGAAUGGCACAGCGGGCACCAUGGACGCCCUCACGCAGGCCUACUCAGGGAUCCAGCAGUACGCGGCCGCGGCGCUGCCCACUCUGUACAGCCAGAGCCUGCUGCAGCAGCAGAGCGCCGCGGGCAGCCAGAAGGAAGGUCCAGAGGGUGCAAACCUCUUUAUUUACCACCUUCCACAGGAGUUUGGAGACCAGGACAUUCUGCAGAUGUUCAUGCCUUUUGGAAAUGUUAUCUCUGCUAAAGUCUUCAUUGACAAACAGACCAAUCUGAGCAAGUGCUUUGGUUUUGUUAGCUACGACAAUCCGGUGUCUGCACAAGCUGCUAUCCAGGCUAUGAAUGGCUUUCAGAUUGGCAUGAAACGCUUGAAGGUCCAGCUGAAGCGCUCCAAAAACGACAGCAAACCUUACUGAUCCUAACCCCAGAGGCUCCCUGCUCUUAUUUUAGCUUUCUUAGGGUAAGUCCCACAAGCCAGCCUGUUCUCAACAGGAAAGGCAGAGGAGGACCACAUUGCCAACUUUUACCAAGAGAGACGGUUAUUUUUACAAUAAGGCCUCCAUGUCCCCUUCCCACUCCCCCGUCCCCGUUCGCCAUAAUUAAAACUCGGGCUACCUUGUUUCUAUUGAGUAAACUCCUCUUCCAGUUGUGCCACUGUAUUCUCCUUUGUUUUGCAAUUUGAAUCUCCUUUUACCUUUGUUUUGUUUUCGUUUUUUGUUUCUUCGGUUUUGCUUUUUUUUUUUUUUUUUUUUUUUUUUUUUUAAAGAAAAACACACAUAAAUAAAUGACAUCUUGAGAAUUUAAAAGGCAAACAAAGGCUAAUGUGCAAUUCUAACUCUGAGACCCCUGGUGCCCCAGAGCACUGCCUGGAGAAUUCACCCCUCCUUGUCCGCGCCCACCCUCGAGGAGGGCGCCAACCGUUUAGAGGUUAAGGUGGUGGCGUAGCGCAAGAGAGAAGCCAGGAGAAGCACUUAAAACAACACAAACGUCUUUCCACUACAUUUGGUUCUGUUUUAACAAGUAGGAUUUUAUUUUAGGGUUCAAAGAAACAUGACAUUUAUUGGUCAGAUUAUUACACUGGUUGUCUAUUUCGUUGUUUUAUUUUUAGUUUUUAGAAAGGAUUAAUGUAAAAAAAAAAGAUUUAGAGAUCUGUUUCUUAAAGCUACAGGGUUUAAAAAUAAAAUAAAAAUGAGUGAAAAUACUUGAUGUUUCUUGAAAGAUAAAUUUAAUAAUAAAUAAAUAAUACAUAAAUACAUAAAUAAAAAAGAAAGCCACAGGCCUGUAAAUUUUAUUUGUAAAAAAAGCAUUUCUAUUUUUGUACAAAAUUUUUACUGCCUCAGAAAUAAUGGAAGUUAUUUAUUGCCUAUUGUUAACUUAUUGGGUACCUAAAGAGCAGUUCUCUGUGCUAGCUAGAUCCUUUUGAAGUAGUCUCUAGAGGAAUCGUUCUAGGAAUGGGCUUUUUUUCACCGUUGAACCCUAGGCCUACAGUUCAUGCUUUAUCCUCUCGUUGUUCGUAUCUGUCUGAUUAUUUUGUUCGUAACUUCCAUUAUCUAGUUUACAGCUCAGUCGUCUGACUCUCCCCGUAUGUUACAUCCGUUGAAACUGGAUCCUCUCCCCUUGUCCCUUGCCAGCCCCCAUCCCAAAACACCCAGAAUCCAUCCCCUCUCCUCCUCCGGAUGGAUUCUCUUGGGGUUCCAUUGUGCUGUGGAUAAAGAUUGUAAGAAAUGCAAAUUACGCGAAUGGCUCGUAGACUCCCUAAUGACCUAAGAUUUGCAUUAGUUUUUCUCCUGCACCCUUAAGAGUGAUUUUGUUGCUGCUGCGUAGAUUCUGUGUAACUUUUUACUCUCCCUUGUUUUCUCCCUAGACAUCUUCAUGCCCGUUAGUUCACCGUUUGCCUAGCAUGUCCCUGUGGCGUCUCAAAAAAAAGUUUCAUCGUCCCGUCAUUGUUUCUGAUGUCUUUCUGACCUCACAUCACAUUUGGUUCUCCUACUGACCUUUGAUCUAGUUUGACCUUUGAAAUUUGCAUGUGACCUCAUCUAGCUAUUGAAUUCUGGGAAGUCAAUGUGAAAAACAUUGCUGCAUUCAUGCAAGACUGAAAUUUAUUAUUAGACAAAUUAAUUAUAGAAAAAACCUGUGGCAAAAACGUUUCUUUCUUAUUUUUUUUCUUUUCAUAAAACAGACUUGAAAGUAUUAUACAGGGAUUGGCAUUCUUCCCGGUCACUGGUAACAAUAGCAAUAUGUGUCCAGGGACACAGAAUGUUGGUUUCUAACAGACUACUUCCAAAAACAGUUUGAGAAAAAAACUGUCUGAUUUUAAGUCUCUAGAGGUCUGUAAUAGUUUUUACAUUUUUCAGGCAGUGUAAAGUUUUUUGAUAAGGCCAUUUUAGGUGGCUCACUUUCUCAUUAAGAUAUAUAUAUAGAACCACUUUUUGUAGAUUAGUAUAAGAAAAAUAUUUACCCUGUUUUGGGGCAAAUGCUACCUAUUUGUGUCACCUUUUGCUGAACUGACUCACAGUUAGACAAUCCAUGGUUUAAUGCACAUGAAAUUACCUAUAUUUUAUACUGUUUCAAUGUACAGGAGAAAGGUUACUGUAAACUGUGUUACGUUGGUGCUUCUGUGAAUUAAGUUGUGGCUUCAUCAUGAGUCUUACGGUCUUAAUGUUCUCUGUUGAUAAGACAAGUUUAGAAUUGGUUUACUUAAAGAAUUUCAAAAAAAAAAAAAUGUUUGCUUAAAAAAAAAUUUCAUGUGAGGGGAAAAAAAAAAAAAAAAAACCUAUUCCA
This is a messenger RNA of Leopardus geoffroyi (Geoffroy's cat), 4150 nucleotides long. It is a transcript of the gene CELF2, whose product is annotated as CUGBP Elav-like family member 2. The coding region runs from base 313 to 1785 and encodes 490 amino acids. The transcript has 16 exons. Gene Ontology annotation, molecular function: mRNA 3'-UTR binding. Gene Ontology annotation, cellular component: ribonucleoprotein complex; nucleus; cytoplasm. The record is from RefSeq and is a predicted model, not a curated record. Gene Ontology annotation, biological process: mRNA splice site recognition; regulation of alternative mRNA splicing, via spliceosome. Lineage: Eukaryota; Metazoa; Chordata; Mammalia; Carnivora; Felidae.